GUCCAAAAAAAAAGAGAGAAGAUUCUACUAACUUGGAUAAGACUCCUACUUUUUAUCACUCAAUUGUCAAAUUUUCCUUCUUUCAUGGUGCUACACUCCACAACUUGAUUAUUUUUCUUGCAAUUCUUCACCUGCACACUUUUUUCUUUUAUGGUUAUUUAUAUUCAGUCAAAAAUCCAAUAAUCUUGAUAGAAAAUCAUUCAGUAGAGCUCAAUCUGAUUGGAAUUUAGAAGGGUUAUCUUGAAAUACUUCAAUUUGUUCUAAUCUUGAAAAAGUGUACAGCUUAAAGGUGACAUCUUUAUCUUCCCAUAAGCAAGAAAGUUCAAAAUGUUGCCUAAAGAACCAUCAUUUUGUAUAUAUAAUCCUGAUGAUGGUGUUGAAGGAAUGAUGGAAAAUCAAGAUUUAAUGAGGUCUGUGACAAUAGGGGAAAGUAUAUUAGAUAUAGGUAGUUGUGAUUUUAGUUUUGGAAAUAGGGAAAUGGGAUUAAUUGAGGAAGAUGAAAAUGAAGAAGUUGAAAAAGAAAAAGAAAGUGAACCAGUAAUUAAUUCAAUGUAUCUUGCUACUGGAUUUGGGGUUGAUGGAAAUGGUGUAAAUAGUGGUGGAGUUGACUUUGCACCUUUAGAUUUUGAUGGAAAUGGAGAUGCUGAGGAAUAUUAUAAGAGGGUUCUUAAAGAAGAUCCCUCUAAUCCUUUGUUUUUGAGGAAUUAUGCUCAACUUUUACAGUCAAAGGGAGAUCUUUCUGGAGCUGAACACUAUUACUUUCAAGCUACACUAGCAGAUCCAAAAGAUGGAGAAAUCUUGUCACAGUAUGCUAAAUUAGUGUGGGAGCUGCACCAAGAUAAAUAUAAAGCAUCGGAUUACUUUGAACGUGCAGUUCAUGCUUCUCCUGAAAACAGCCAUGUUCUUGCAGCAUAUACUAGCUUUCUUUGGGAUAUCAAUGACGAUGAAAGUGAGGAUGAAAUGAACAUGCAAAGUGAUAAGACAAAGAUUGAGGUACCUGAGGAAGCUACUGUAUCCAGGAACCUGAAUUACGAAGAAGAUAACAGACCUGUUAGCUCUCCCUUACAUCUUGCAGCAGGACUAGGAAUCGGGGAUAAUAUAUUUAGUGGUGGAUCUCCUGUUGAUUAUUCUGCAGCUGUACCUGAUAUGGACGGAAAUGCUGAGGAUUGCUAUAUUAGGAUGAUCAAAGAAAAUCCUCAUAACCCCAUGCUUUUAAGAAACUAUGCUAAAUUUCUUAGUCAGUCCAAGGGAGACCUACAAGGUGCAGAAGAAUAUUAUUCACGUGCAAUACUAGCGGAUCCUACUGAUGGAGAAACUAUUUCACAUUAUGCUAUGUUGACUUGGCAACUUCAUCAUGACAAAUAUAAAGCAUCCUCAUACUUUAAGAGGGCAGUUCAAGCUUCUCCAGAAGACAGCGACGUGCUUGCUGCAUAUGCUAGAUUUCUCUGGCAAAUGGAGGAAGAUGAAGAAGAAGAAGAUGAUGAAACAUUAGGCAGUUACAAUGGAGCACCGCUUCUUCAAGGAAUUGUGGCUGCAAAUGCAUAAAUCCCGACAAUGAAUGGAGUCAUAACCCAGCUUCCAGUUUCUCCUUUUUGCCAAUAGUAAUCAUAAUAAUAGCUUUUUCUUGAGUUUUUCGUUAAAUUUGAAGACUUAAUGCUUCCUCUUGUUGUGGAGAUCAAGCAUUCAAGAUUGAGACACGUUUUAAAUGGUAAAUGUGGUUUAUUGAGCAACAAAUAUGUGAACAGUAAUCUUAAAUCGACCCUGUAUACUGUUCUUUCUGGAAAUAAUAGCAGGAGAAUAAUGGAGACUCUGUAUUCAUCAGGCA
Molecule: messenger RNA, 1825 nt
Organism: Lycium ferocissimum
Lineage: Eukaryota; Viridiplantae; Streptophyta; Magnoliopsida; Solanales; Solanaceae
Exons: 6
Coding region: 328-1545 (405 amino acids)
Molecular function (GO): protein binding
Source: RefSeq, a predicted model, not a curated record